Messenger RNA from Biomphalaria glabrata, 5989 nucleotides. Its product is annotated as lysosomal cobalamin transporter ABCD4-like. Bases 60 to 1904 code for a protein of 614 amino acids. Gene Ontology annotation, biological process: very long-chain fatty acid catabolic process; peroxisome organization; fatty acid beta-oxidation. NCBI's taxonomy places the organism in Eukaryota, Metazoa, Mollusca, Gastropoda, Planorbidae. The record is from RefSeq and is a predicted model, not a curated record. Gene Ontology annotation, molecular function: ATP binding; ABC-type transporter activity; ATP hydrolysis activity. The transcript has 17 exons. Gene Ontology annotation, cellular component: peroxisomal membrane.
AAAUCGACAAUAUAAAACAAGGAUCCCUUCACAAAAAGUUGUUUCGGUCGUGAACCGCUAUGGAUACGAACCGAGGAGGUCGGCUGGUGACACGACCUUUGUUAAAUGAUGCUGGUUUCGAUCUGAAGUUUUUCAAACGUUUUUGGAGGAUAACUCUGUUGUUAUUUCCAUCAUGUAAGAGCCCAUCAGUCUGGUUGGCUGCAUUGCUGUUACUUCUUGGUUUACUGGAACAAUAUAUUAUUUACAACAUUGGCCUCAUUCCAAGUAAGUUUUACAAGAUUUUUCUGGAUGAUGACUCUUCUGAGUUUACAUCACAUCUUCUUUAUUCCAUUGGACUUAUACUAGCCGAAGCAUUUAUUUUAAGUACCAAACUUUAUGUUGCAUCAGUGCUGUACAUCACCUGGAGACAAAGCAUAUGCAGAGCUCUACAUGAUCUGUACUUCAAAAAUAUUUUAUACUACAAGCUGAAUGUUAUAGAGAAAUCCAUUGAUAAUCCAGACCAACGAAUCACUCAGGAUGUGGAUCAGUUGUGUAACAAGUUUAGCCAGAUCUUAGUUCCUCUCAUCAUCACACCAUUCACCAUUGGAUACUAUUUUUAUAAAUGUUGGACAGUAACCAGCUACUUGGGACCAGUCAGUACUUUGGUUUUCUUUGCUGUAUUUACAAUCAUAAACAAGCUGCUCAUGUCUCCAGUUGUCAAAUACUUUUAUCUACAACAGAAAAGAGAAGGAGAUUUUAGGUUUCAUCACAUGUUGUUAAGGACAAAUUCUGAAUCAGCAGCUUUUUUCAGAGCUGGUAGAGUGGAGAGAUCUAAAGCCAAUGCAAAGUUACAUAAUUUGAUCUCAACACAGGCUAAACUAAUACGCUGGGAGUAUGCACUGAACUAUGUAAUCAAGACAGCAGACUACUUGGGGAGUAUACUGAGUUACAUAGCAAUAGCAUUCCCUAUAUUUAAUGGCCAGUAUAAAGAUCUCUCUUCAGCAGACUUGUCAUCUCUCAUUAGCCAGAAUGGAUUUUUCUCCAUUUACUUAAUUAACUGUUUCACCACCAUGAUUGAUCAAUCUUUACAAGUUACAGAUAUUGCUGGAACAGCUCACAGAAUUGGUCAACUUUUUGAAGUACUGGGAAAACUGAAAUGUGAAGGAAUUGAAGAUAACAGUUUUUUAUAUUCAUCAUUUGAUAGUCACUUUACUUCCGAAGUACAUCCUCUGACGAACAGCAACACUACAGCUUUCACAUUGCAAGAUGUAACAUAUGGUUUGCCCAAAUCUUUGAAAGUUUUAUGCAAAAAUCUUUCCUUCCAGUUGACAUCUGGAGUGAGUGUUUUAGUCACUGGAAAUAGCGGUUGUGGUAAAACAUCCUUGCUUAGAGUUCUUAGUGGACUCUGGAAGGCUUCAUCAGGAAGUGUUAACAUCAAUGUCUGCCUGGGUCCGACAGGUCUGUUGUACCUACCUCAGAAGCCAUAUUUUACAGAUGGAACACUGCUGGAGCAGGUUAUCUACCCUUUACAAGAAAGGGACACACGGACAGAUGAGGCUGUCAUUCUAAAUUAUCUGAAGUUAGUCGGACUGGAAGGACUUGUGGAAAGACUUGGUGGAGUGAAUGUCAAAACAGAUUGGAACUGGUAUGAUGAAAUGUCUCCAGGAGAAAUGCAGAGAUUGUCAUUUGUCAGGCUUUUUUUUCACAAACCUCCAUUUGCAAUUCUGGAUGAAGCAACCAGUCAAGUAAGUCAGGAAAUGGAAGCCCUCUUGUAUAAGACUUGCUGUGAUCUAGGCAUCACCUACCUAAGUAUUGGACAUAGAACUACCAUCAGGCCAUUUCAUGACUUAGAGCUCCAGCUCAAAGAGGAUGGCAGCUGGUCACUUCACUCUCUUGAGGGAAGUAUUAAUUCUUCUCGUAUCUAGGACAAAUGUAUUCUUCAUGUCUCUAGGAAGAUGUUAAGAUGUUUGCUUGUUCCCUAUAGGGGAAAAUGUAUAAUGUAUUCUUCAUGUCUCUAAGAAGAUGUUAAGAUGGUUGCUUGUUCCCUAAAGGGAAAAAUGUAUUCUUCAUGUCACUAGGAAGAUGUUAAGAUGGUUGCUUGUUCCCUAUAGGGGAAAAUGUAUUCUUCAUGUCUCUAAGAAGAUGUUAAGAUGGUUGCUUGUUCCCUAUAGGGGAAAAUGUAUUCUUCAUUUCUCUAGGAAGAUGUUAAGAUGGUUGCUUGUUCCCUAAAGGGAAAAAUGUAUUCUUCAUGUCUAUAGGAAGGUGGUAGCUAUUCCCUUCUUUCUCUAGAGGGAAGUGUUUACAUGUCUCAUGUGUAUUCAAGAAGACUUGUUUUGUUAUGGAAAAACGUUUUCAAAUAUUUAAUGGAACAUUCAUUUCAUUUGGUCUGUGAAAUCCCAAUCAUUUGAAUCAUCUUGAGCAAACUCUUACUUGCAUUUCUGAAUAUUUUCAUGAACAUUUCAAAUUGUAAUUUUGUAUUUUUUACUUAAAAUUUAGGAAUCAAAUAUGUGGAUAUGUGGCAUUUUAAAAAAAGUUGUAUUUAAAAUAAUGUAUUUAUUAACGGAAACAUACAAGUUUACACUUUGUUCAAUGUUGCUAAUUUUGUUCAGUGAAGAUAACUUUGUUCAAUAAUUUUGUUCAAUGUAGCUAACUUUGUUCAAUAAUUUUAUUCAAGGUAGCUAACUUGUAGUUAAAAUGUAUUUAUCAACUGAAAUGUAUGUUAAUCUUUUAAUUGUGUAGCUUUUAACAAGAAUGUGCAAUAGAGUUACUGUUUUUUUUUUAGCAUUUAGCUAAAAACUUAAAUUUAGUUUUAGCAUCAAGUUUGUUUUUUUUUUUUAAUUGUGUUCAUCUUGGUUCAUUAGAAGAACUAUAUGUUGUAUUUUUAUUUCUGAGAGACAAGUAAUAUGAAUUUAACUAUUUUUUUCACUAAAUAAAUGUAAAAAAUUCAAUUAAAAAGAAAAAUUGUGUAAAAGUAUUGUUACAUGAAUUGAACUAUUCAGGGAAUCAAUAAUUGUUACAAAAUUUUAAAAGGAUUUUACCUUUUUAUGAGUUCUUCACAUUACUGGUUUUGUGUUUAUAGUUUGUAUAAAUGUUCCUAGCAAAUUCAUAUUAGUUCAUUAUUACAAUUAAUUUUUUAAAUUGUCAACUUAUAAUGCAAGUAUAUGCAAGUAUAACAUUUAAAAUAAUACAAGUAUUAUAAUAGCAGCAAUGAUACAUUUUUUAUCUUUUUUUUUUUUUACAUUAUAACAUUGGGUUAUAUAAUGCUAUGGACUAAAUCAUUUGAAUGCUUGAUUUUUGUUUAUUUACAUGAUUUUUAAUUCUUCAUUUUGUCUCAGGUCACUUGUAACAAAAAAUUGGUUUUACAAAAUUACCAAAAGUGAAAUGUUGGCAUAUCUACUAGUGAGCAUUUAUAGUGCCCAGGGCAUUUAUUUUUAAUUUUUUAGUAGCCUCCCCCCCCCCCGCCACACACACACACACAUCACACACAAUUUUUAAAUCAACCACUCUCUUCCCUACCAACUUUAAACUGUGAGUUACAUUUAAUCAGGCCAUAGUAAUAUAAAUAAGACUUUGUCAAUAUGAUGUUAAACAUGCUUUUUCUACUGCCUUCAAUACUCAUUUUAAAUAUUUAAGUAUAAGAUUAAUUUCUCAGAGUAAUCUUUUUUUUUAAAUAAAUAUUUUAAUUUGUUCAAACGAAUAUUACUUAUUUAUAAAUCGAAUGAAUCAAAUUCAGAAACAUAACUUGGGCUACCUGACACAUACAAGACCAUAGGAGGACAAAAGGAGGACAAACCUUUGCAAAGGAGGACAACUUAUAAAAUUGAAAAUCAAGGGCUGUUAAUUCAUAUAUUUUACAAAGUGACAUUUUGCAGUAAUAAUUAUUAUCAUGAAAAUAUGCUUGAAGCUGAGAAAAUGAAUCUUAUCUUGUUCACUUAUUGUUGAUCAGGGAAAACACUUAUUCAAUGUUAGCAUAUGCCCAAUAUUACAAAAUAACGAAUUCACAGAUUUUGAGUUUUCCUCAUCAUAAAGGAGCCUGGGAAUAACUAAAAUCAUGGUUGUUCUUGAUUAAAUUCAUAGAUAAUAUGUAACUAAACUAAACAAGAAAGGAAAAGACAUAUUUUCACACUUUAGAUCCAUGCCUGCCAGAUGGAGGACAAGGCACCAAAUAGUACAUGUCCUCCUUUUGCCUGACGUCUGGUAACCCUAGUCAUAUCUGAUUGUAAACUGAAGGUCAUUGACAAUGAUUCAUUUAUAUGGACCAAUAUUUUCAUGUUAUAUUUAUGUUCUUGACAAUACUCAUCAUUCUGUUUCCUGUCUGGACACAGUCUGGAGACAAAACAUUUCCAGUUGAAUGAAUUCUUCCAUUUCUAGUUCAUAUUUUAUGCUACAGUUUGUGAUCAAUACAAAUAUUUUUGUUUGUUACAAAUUUUUAAAUGUCAUAAUUUGUGUUGUUAUAUUGUAUUGUUAUAUUGUUAUAUGUUGUUAUAUUGUUUUAUCAGGAUUAUAUUAAAUUUAGAUUACUACGUAUAUAUGAAUGUUACUAUUAUCUGAACAUCACCUUAUUGUAAUCCAAUUUUAUUUUUUUUUUUACAUUUUUAAAUACAAUUUUACACAUAUUUUUUGGAGGCUUAAUAUGACUACAAAAAAAUGUAGUUAAUAUUUUGUUUUAACUAGGCACAUAGCCAGCUUAUGAAGGCUUUAUUAAACAUGUUCUAGUGAAUUUUUGUACUUUUGUGAAUGUAUAUUAAUCUUAACUGUUCAGAUUUCUGGAUUAUUUAUUGAAAUCUAUUUUUUGUUAAGCUUUGACAUGAAACUUUCACAUAGUGGGAUGUGUAGUUUAAAGGCCAAAACUGCUUGUCUAUUGGCUACAUAACAAGGAGGCUUGAGUUCAAACCUAACUCAGAGUUGUGUUUACUGAGUGCCAAAAAGCAGCAUGGGAACUUUUCAAUUAAAUUUGUAAAAAAAAUAAUUGUUAAAUCAUUCCAGCCACAUUGUAUUUAUGAUUGCUAUUCUCUUCAGUUUAUUGCAAUGGACAAACUGCUUUUAAAUUUGCUUAGUUAGUAUUCCAGCGUAUAUGUCUUUGAUUAUUUUUUUUUAUAAAUCUUAGAAAAGUAUUGCAACUGAAAAAGAGAUACUGGGUACUUAGUAACAAUUGAAAAUAAUUUGAACAAGCAAAAUAAAAAAAAAAUUAUUUUUAAAAUACAAAGCUUAUCCAAGGGGAAGAGCUCUGUUCUUACAACUAUAUCACUCGAGAAUGUAGAAAUUAUUUCCCUUUUUAUUGUCAAACAAAAUAAUUAAUUACCAAUAAUUAAUGGACUAAUAAGUUAAUUUUUUUUAAGGAUUCAUGAUGUUUAGUACAAUAAAUAACUUGAGUUUCAAUUUGGUCUGAGAAUGGAUGUGGGAGAAAUAAUGUGUACAAUUAUUUAAAGGGACAAAGCCCAACAUAUUUAACCAUAUCUGUGAAUACUGAAGGAUUAAUGUCCCUUAUUGGUAUCAAACAAAAUAAUUAAUUACCACUAAUUAAUUAACUAAUUGGUUAAUUUUUUGUUAUCAAUUCAUGUAUUGUCUAUGCCAAUGAAUAAUUGUGCAAAGUUUCAACUUGAUCUGAGAAAGGGUGUGGGAGAAAUAAAGUGUACAAACAUUUGACCAGACAGAUAGACUUGAUAUAAGGUUUGUAAUAAAAAGAUUGUCUUUAUAAAAUUGUGUAUUGCCUUAUUUUCUCCAGCUGGCUAUAACUGUUGGAACUCAGCACGACUUUGUAAUUCAAAUGUUGUGUCUGCAACAAGUGCCUUAUAUUUUAUUCUUUUUUGACAGUUUUGAUAUCACUUUUAUUGUUUUUGUUGAGUUGUUUAAGGCGGGAUGAAGAAAUGACAUGUGACAGAGUGUAAGUGUGAAAGCAUGUUAUUAUAAGUGUGUUAAUGUUAAUUACAUGAGAUAUUUUUGUUUUAUCGGUAACUAUGAAAAAGUAAAAAUUUUAAAUUUUGCUGGAGACUUCUUCUGGAUCGUUAAA